Molecule: messenger RNA, 722 nt
Organism: Anopheles cruzii
Lineage: Eukaryota; Metazoa; Arthropoda; Insecta; Diptera; Culicidae
Gene: crim
Exons: 2
Coding region: 1-453 (150 amino acids)
Biological process (GO): positive regulation of voltage-gated potassium channel activity; sleep; regulation of synaptic transmission, cholinergic
Source: RefSeq, a predicted model, not a curated record
AUGGUGACAAGUGGCGAAGCAAUCUGGUGCUAUCGGUGCAACUCGGCGACCCCCGGGUGCGGUGACAAGUUCAACUGGCGCGGAAUCGGCUACCUCGGUGAUCCGUGCCCCGAGGACGAUGAUAUUUGUGUGAAGGUGGUCGAACGCAAAGGAACGAUGGAAACCAUAACGCGCGAUUGUCUGAGCUCGCUCCAGGGCUUCCGGACCGACAUACCAGCCGACAAGUACGAAGGAUGCCGCGUAGCUGCCAAAGACCCCAAACUGGCCCAUUACGUUAACACGUCGAUCAGCGAGCUGGACGUAAAGCGCGAUCACUUCGAUUCGACCAAGUUUUGCUUCUGUUUCCUAGACCACCGGUGUAAUGGUGCCACUGGGCUGGGCAAGGAAUCUCCCGGGAUGCUAAUUGCUUCCGUCACUUUAGGGUUAGUGCUGCUACUCAGACAACUAUUUUAAGCGCUAUUGCGAGUUAUAACGUGUUAACGCAGCAUUCCAUAGAGAGCCGUCCAUAUAGACUAACAAGCAAAAGUAUUUGUUUCGCUGUUAGCAAAUGAGUUUCUUUUUGUACAAACGAUCCUCCUUUGAGGUGAUACUAUAGUUAAAGAACCAUCCAUUGUCGAUAACGUAAGCGAAAAAGCACAAAUUCAACUGAGCAUUUCAAUACCGUCCACGUGAAACUCAAGACACAUUUUUUUAAUAAAUCUGAAAACGAAACCUUUUAGUCA